This is a messenger RNA of Cariama cristata (Red-legged seriema), 1296 nucleotides long. It is a transcript of the gene GABRA6, whose product is annotated as gamma-aminobutyric acid (GABA) A receptor, alpha 6. Gene Ontology annotation, molecular function: transmitter-gated monoatomic ion channel activity involved in regulation of postsynaptic membrane potential; GABA-A receptor activity; benzodiazepine receptor activity. The annotation marks the transcript as partial. Gene Ontology annotation, cellular component: synapse; GABA-A receptor complex; dendrite membrane. Gene Ontology annotation, biological process: synaptic transmission, GABAergic; gamma-aminobutyric acid signaling pathway; signal transduction. Lineage: Eukaryota; Metazoa; Chordata; Aves; Cariamiformes; Cariamidae. The record is from RefSeq and is a predicted model, not a curated record. The transcript is spliced from 8 exons.
GUCAAAACGGACAUCUACGUGACCAGCUUUGGGCCAGUGUCCGACGUGGAGAUGGAAUACACAAUGGAUGUCUUCUUUCGGCAGACAUGGAUUGAUGAAAGGUUGAAGUUUAGUGGGCCAACUGAAAUUUUGAGAUUGAACAAUUUAAUGGUCAGUAAAAUUUGGACACCAGACACAUUUUUUAGAAAUGGAAAAAAAUCAAUUGCUCAUAAUAUGACAACUCCUAACAAACUUUUCAGAAUUAUGCAGAAUGGAACUAUUCUUUACACAAUGAGACUAACCAUUAAUGCUGACUGUCCUAUGCGGUUGGUGAACUUCCCUAUGGAUGGACAUGCUUGUCCAUUGAAGUUUGGAAGCUAUGCUUAUCCAAAAAGUGAAAUAAUUUAUACAUGGAAAAAAGGACCCCUGCAUUCAGUAGAAGUACCACAGGAGUCUUCUAGUCUCCUCCAGUAUGACCUCAUAGGACAAACUGUAUCUAGUGAAACAAUUAAAUCUAACACAGGUGAAUAUGUAAUCAUGACAGUUUAUUUCCACUUGCAAAGGAAGAUGGGCUACUUCAUGAUACAGAUAUAUACUCCAUGCAUUAUGACAGUCAUUCUUUCUCAGGUGUCUUUCUGGAUUAACAAGGAGUCUGUUCCAGCCAGAACAGUUUUUGGAAUCACAACAGUUCUAACAAUGACCACUUUAAGCAUCAGUGCACGCCAUUCUUUGCCCAAGGUGUCCUAUGCCACCGCCAUGGAUUGGUUCAUAGCUGUGUGCUUUGCCUUUGUCUUCUCUGCACUUAUUGAGUUUGCAGCUGUCAACUACUUUACCAAUCUUCAGACUCAGAGAGCAAUGAGGAAGGCAGCCAGGGCAGCAGCACUGGCAGCAGCACUAUCAGCAGCAACUGUACCGGCAGAGGACGAGAUUGUCUCGCAUUCUGACUCCAACUGUAACCUGAAAAAGCGAGUAAAUUCCGUAGCAUCUCAGGCAGAUCAGUCUCCUGAAGCCAGCGUAAUAUCAAAUAGUGCUUCCCAGUGUCAAUCAGUGUGUGCUCCUCCACCAGCCCCACCACCACUACCACCACCACCUAUUGGAGGCACCAGUAAAAUAGACCAGUAUUCUAGGAUCCUCUUUCCAGUGGCAUUUGCAGGAUUCAACCUCGUAUACUGGGUCGUUUAUCUUUCAAAAGACACUAUGGAAUUUUUUGAACCUACUGCAAUGCAUCUUCGAAAUGACCAUCAGUCCAGCUGAAGAACAGCUCAAGGUUUCAAAGAAAGCACUGAAGGUUGUGUAGGGUUGAAGGGACUUCAAACG